AUGGACUUAGACACCUUAUCCAACAGCUUUAGCCAUGAUGAUAUUCAAAAGGAGGAUGCUUUUCGAGGUCUCUGUGCAAUGGUGAAAGUGAACACAUCAGUGGAUUUAAGUUCACUUGUUUUCUUAUGUAGAGCCAUUUCUAGUUGGCAUAUGAAAACAGGAUGUGUUGCUCUUGUUUUAUGUUUGAAUAUCAGUGUGGACUCACCUGAUGUUAUAAAGAUUUCACCUUGUGCCAGGAUUAUAAGCAGACUACAGGCAUACCGUGCAUUGAAUAUUCUCAACUGGAUUUUUUGGUAUCUCACACAGCCCCAUUUCAAUGGAUGGAUAUCCUGUUUCUGUGGCUUAAUACAAACAGCUCUUUAUGCUGAUUUCUUCUACUAUUACUUCAUAAGGUUGAGGAUUUGUCAAGAAUGUUCAGACUAUUUUCCAAAAAUACCCCACGGAUUGGAUCCUGUCUCUUGUAUGUUUAAAAAGCAUGUUGUUGCUGAAGGCAUAACCUUGGUCAAACAGGUAGAAGAUGCUGCAAGUAAUAAGAGAUUGCAGGUUGAUCCUGGUACAUGGCCAAUAAUGAUCUUUAGGGUCUGGUAGAAGGAUUGGAGAUUGCAGUUAAGAUUCUAUCUAAGACUUCACGCCAAGGACUUGAUGAAUUUAAGCUAGCAAUGUUUUACUUGAUUUGGACAUGAACCCUAAGAUAUCAUAUUUUGGCAUGGCUAGAAGCCUUGGAGGAAACGAGACUCAAGCAAAAGUAAACACACAGAGAGUUGUUGGCACAUAGUAAGCUAGCUAGAUAAUGCA
Messenger RNA from Lactuca saligna, 795 nucleotides. NCBI's taxonomy places the organism in Eukaryota, Viridiplantae, Streptophyta, Magnoliopsida, Asterales, Asteraceae. The record is from the annotation of a GenBank genome assembly.